Molecule: messenger RNA, 1429 nt
Organism: Centruroides sculpturatus (bark scorpion)
Lineage: Eukaryota; Metazoa; Arthropoda; Arachnida; Scorpiones; Buthidae
Product: protein FAN-like
Exons: 3
Coding region: 213-713 (166 amino acids)
Source: RefSeq, a predicted model, not a curated record
GGCUUCUAUGUACAAUUAUAUAAAUUAAUCUUAGGCUGCCUGAAAUCCACCAGAGGACUCAGCUGAAAUGUGAUUAUAUAACAUGAAUGCUGUUGUGAAGAAUUUUAACAAAUUUUAAUGUGUAGACGUCAUACAGAAAAGGGUCCACAUCAAGAUCAUUUUUAAUUUUUAUUAAAGACAUCAAUGAAAGAUAUUCUCUUGAAGUUCAAAUCAUGGAAUUUGGCCAGACUCCAAAACAGAUUUUUACCCAUCCUCAUCCCGAAAGAAAAUUGCCAAGAAUAAUGCAAGACAGACUUUGGUCACAAAAUUGUUACGUGGAAGCUAAAGACGGCAUUCAAUCGGAGCAAGCAUCUGGCGGUACACUUGUGAAUAGACACCGUAAACUGAGUUUAGAACAACGUGUUUUUCUUUUACAAAAUUGGUGGAAAUGUGAUAAAAAAUACGCAACGGUUAAAAAGAUGUUUAUUGAAAAAUAUCCAGCUGCCGAACCACCCACUCGUCAGGCAAUUUACAAAUUAAAUAAGAGAUUCGAAGAGACGGGAGCAGUAGUAGACUUACCGAGAUCGGGUCGACCGAGAACUGCAGUAACUGACGAUAAUGUACGGAAAGUGGCAGAGGCAUUCCUUGCCAAUCCUGGUAAAUCGAUAAGGAAGGCAUCGGCUGAAUUUGGAAUCGCUCGAUCAAGCUAUCAGAGGAUUUUAGACAAGUUAUAAUUUAAUUUAAGCAUUGUAAUUUGUAUAUUGAACAAGGAGGAUCUCAUUUCAAAUGACUUUGUAAGGUCUGUAAGCUAUAAAGUAUUUGAAUAAGAAGCAAUUUAAAUAUUUACAAUGUUUAACUGACGUUUGAGCCACCCUGUGUAUAUCUCAAAAAAUUGUAACCAUUUAAAAAACUGUUGCAUAAGCUGAAACUUUAGAAUUGAUUGUAUAUUUUUUUUUCCUUCAGUUCUUAAUCAAGCAGUUCUGUAGAUGUUUCCUAUUGUAAUGUAAUUAUUCAUUUUGUAUAAGAAGCAUUAUUGGAAGGAUGUGUUUAUUAGCUAAUUUAUAUUUUUAAUGUUGUUAGGAUAUCAAAUAUCAUAUAAGUUAAAUGAAUAUGUGUAUUAUGAAUUUUUUUUUUUAAAUAAAUUUUGUAUGAAUUAAGAAUAAAAAGAUAAGAAAGUAAAUAUUUCUUUUAUGAAGUAACGUGUGCAAUGAUUUAACAUUUGUUAAAGCAAUGAUAACAUAUAUAGGGAUAAUAAAGUUUUAAUAUAUCUGCUAGCUACAUAUAGGAGCAAUGUUCUAGUUGUGUAGUAAAAUAAAUAAAUUUAUAUAUUUAUUUAUUUUAUUUUAUUUUACUACAAAAGAUAUAGGGCCAUUAUCUUGUAUCUUUUGUAGUAAAAUGGGCAAAAUAAGCCUGCCUACAUUAACAAUGAAAGCUUCCCUGAAAGAAAACA